Molecule: messenger RNA, 1117 nt
Organism: Rosa rugosa (rugosa rose)
Lineage: Eukaryota; Viridiplantae; Streptophyta; Magnoliopsida; Rosales; Rosaceae
Exons: 4
Coding region: 40-975 (311 amino acids)
Source: RefSeq, a predicted model, not a curated record
AUUUUCUUACCUUUUUGAAGUUCGAAACCCUCGUCCCCCAUGCCUUUACCCCUAAAAGACUUUACCUUUUUGGUCCCAAUUUCUGAUACCCACCGUGAAACCCUAAAGAUGGCCUCCGACGACGACGAGAAGUCGCUGGGUUCGUUGAUCCGCAACAAGAAGAAACAAAAUGGGAAUGGAGCAGCGGCAAUAGCCAAGCCGAAGGUGAAGAAAGAAGAGCUCGAUAACGGUUCUGAUAGCCCAAAGCCCAAGCCCAGAAACCCAAUUGUGAAAAAGCAAGAGAAGCAGAACCAAAGCGAUGAUGAAGAUGAGAAGCCAAUUGGUCGCACGAAGCCCAGAAAAGCCCCAGUUAAGAAGGAAGACAAGGACGAUGAUAGCGAUGACGAUAAGCCCCUAGCUAAGAAAAGCUCCAAUUCUAAGGCCGAUAAGAAUGUGAAGAGAAAGAGAGAAGAGGCGGCGGCGGCGGCGACACCGGAGAAGAAGAGGAGGGAGAAGAAGGUGUAUGAUUUGCCUGGUCAGAAGAGAGACGCUCCUGAAGAGAGAGACCCACUUCGGAUUUUUUACGAGACGCUUUAUGAGCAGCUUCCCAAUAGCGAAAUGGCACAGGUCUGGCUGAUGGAGUCAGGUUUGCUACCUAAAGAGGAGGCAAAGAAAGUGUUUGAGAAGAAGCAGAAUAGUCGUCACCUUCAAAAAAUCAGUUCUCCAAUUAAAGCUUUAGCUUCUGGAAGGAAGACCACAACAGUCAGUACUACAAGUAGAGGUGGAUCUUCUGUAAAGAAGACCACAACAUCAGUUACUGUCAAGAAAAAGACAACAUCAACCCCGGUUUCCUCAAAUAAAAAGAAGCCAACACCAGCCUCCAAGGGCGCAUCAAAUCUGUCUAAGAAGCGGAAGAAAGAUGAUGAAAGCUCAGACAGCGAGUCUGAUGAUGACUUUGUGAUAUCCGAGAGACCAAAGAAAAGGCAGGCAGCUUAGUUUUAUUUCUCAUUAACCAAUUGUAGCCAUUCACCUUUGUUAUGCUACUUUGUGUAUUCUGAUGACAUGAUUUACUCAUUAAAGUGUUACCAAACCUACUGAUUCAUCUUAUGGUAAUGUUGUUUCAAGAACUAUAAGGUUA